AUGUUACCCAAAAUGAAUGUAGACGAAGUGCGCAUUAGCCUACAACGUUUCGGUUGGCCGGACUAUGUUGUAUUUGUUUUAAUGUUAACCAGCUGUGCGCUGAUCGGUAUUUAUUUCGCUUUGCAAAUGCGUCGUGAGGCGAAAUCGCGUAAAUCUCUCACCACCGAAGAUGCCGAGGAUGCUUAUUUCGUUGGCGGCAGGAAUAUGAAGAUUUUUCCAAUUGCCAUGUCGCUGAUAGCGAGUUUCAUAUCCGGCAUUACGCUCUUGGGCACACCCACAGAAGUAUAUCUCUUCGGCACACAAUAUCUCUACAUCAUGGGUUCGUUGGUUAUAAUGGGCUUCGUUUUAUACUAUUUCUUUCUACCAGUAUUUCAUGAUCUCAAGUUAAUAUCGACAUAUCAGUAUUUAGAAUCACGUUACGAUCGCAAGAUGCGUCUCUUUGGCUCUGUGCUCUUCAUGUUCGGUUCGUUAUUAUGGUUGCCAAUAGUAAUUUAUGUGCCCGCUUUAGCCUUCAAUCAGGCCACGGGUGUCAAUAUACAUUUGGUAACACCGAUUGUUUGUUUGGUCUGCAUAUUCUACACCUGUGUGGGUGGCUUAAAAGCUGUCGUUUGGACCGAUGUGGUGCAGACGCUUAUCAUGUUCGGCGCUAUGGUGCUGAUCAUUGUGAAGGGCACAAUCGAUGUUGGUGGUUUUGGUGUGGUUUAUCAGAAGGCGAAGGAGAGCGGGCGCAUUGAGUCACCGAAUCUCACUUUCGACCUCACCGAACGUUAUACUGUCUAUUCACUUUUCAUUGGUGGUGUCGCUCAUUGGCUGAAGUCGAACGCGAUCAGUCAGAAUAUGAUACAACGUUAUCUCUCGCUACCGAAUAUGAAGUCGGCGCGUACAGCAGUUUGCAUCUUCAUUUGUGGUGUGUUGACCUUCAUAUGCGUCUGCGGAUACAGUGGCCUACUCAUCUAUGCGACAUAUCACGAUUGUGAUCCGCUGCAAACGAAGCUCGCCAAACGUAAUGAUCAGCUGUUGCCACUGCUCGUCAUGGAGAUACUAGGCGAUUAUCCUGGUCUACCCGGUCUCUUUGUUGCUGGUGUCUUUAGCGCCGCACUCUCCUCACUCUCCACCGGCUUGAAUUCUAUGUCGGCUGUAAUGCUAGAGGAUUUCUUCAAAUCAUUUGCCAAAAAACCACUUACAGAGCGUCAGACAGCGCUGAUAAUGCGUUUUGUUGUCGUCAUCUUUGGCGCUAUUUGUGUGAGUUUGGUUUUUGUUGUCGAAAAAUUGGGUACUGUGCUGCAGCUGACUAUCACUUUAUCAUCCGUGGCGAAUGGUCCAUUAUUGGGUAUAUUCACUGCCGGCGUUAUGGUGCCUUGGAUUGAGAGCAAGGGUGCUCUUGUUGGCGGUCUUACUAGCCUUUUCUUUAUGGCCUGGAUGUGCAUACGCGCGCAGGCAGAUCUUGCUAGUGGCGUUGUGAGCUACAUACGCAAACCACAUACGAUAACUGGCUGCAAUUAUACAUUCAUAGAUUUUGCUUCAAUGAGCAUGGUGGCGGAGAAUAUUACGGGUUCCCCCUCAGCUGGGCACAUGGACAACGACUCCUUCCACAUCUACAACAUCUCCUAUCUCUUCUACACAAUGUUCGGUUCACUCAUCACAAUUGUAGUUGGCUUAAUUGUUAGCUUUCUAUUGGGUCCAAAUAAAUUGGAAAAUAUGGAUACAACAUUACUCUCGCCCUGUGUUCGACGUUGGGUUGAUCGAUUAAAGGCACGUAAGGCGUUAAAAGCCAACAUACAGCAACAAACUCAAACGCCAAGCAAAGGAGGAAUGGAACUAAAUAAUUUAAAGUUGACAAAAUUGAAAGAGCCGCACACGUAAGAGAUGCUUUUGGGGAUAUAUUGAGGACGAAAGAUUAUUUAUAUUUAUUUUUAAAUUACUGUAAUUUAUUUUCUUGUAAUUAUUACACACAUAUUUAAAUUUUUUUAAUUUCCUUUUGCUAUUUAUUUGAAAGCUAAAAACGAGCUACCAAUUGGUUUUUGAAAAAUAUUGUUAAGCCUAAAGGUAUACUCAAAAUGAAACAGCUGAAAUGCUGUUGAGCAUAAUUAGUUUUCCUUUAAAAAGACAUGUUUCACCUGUAGCCUAUUUUUAGGCGCUGCAUUUCAUAUAUUUUAUUUAUAUUUACUUACUGAAAUAAUUUAAAAAUUGUAAAUAUUUCGUUUUUGUAGUGUUAGCAGCAGUAUUUAAUUGUUUCAAUAUUGUAUAUAGACAUAAGCGAUUGGGGAAAUUUCCUAAAACUAUAUAAUAAUGUUCCUAUAAAUUAUUGUAAAUAUAUAAAUUAUAAAAUAAACAUCCUCCCACCAACUACUCUGCA
Molecule: messenger RNA, 2356 nt
Organism: Ceratitis capitata (Mediterranean fruit fly)
Lineage: Eukaryota; Metazoa; Arthropoda; Insecta; Diptera; Tephritidae
Gene: rumpel
Product: sodium-coupled monocarboxylate transporter 1
Exons: 9
Coding region: 1-1863 (620 amino acids)
Biological process (GO): sodium ion transport; transmembrane transport
Cellular component (GO): membrane
Molecular function (GO): symporter activity
Source: RefSeq, a predicted model, not a curated record